Molecule: messenger RNA, 869 nt
Organism: Scophthalmus maximus (turbot)
Lineage: Eukaryota; Metazoa; Chordata; Actinopteri; Pleuronectiformes; Scophthalmidae
Product: DELTA-stichotoxin-She4a
Exons: 3
Coding region: 179-733 (184 amino acids)
Biological process (GO): cytolysis in another organism; monoatomic cation transport; pore complex assembly
Cellular component (GO): pore complex
Molecular function (GO): channel activity
Source: RefSeq, a predicted model, not a curated record
CAGAAGUGCAGAGGGUGCGGUGUGUGAUGUGGGCGGAGCCAGACGUGGGCGGAGCCAGAUGUGGGCGUGACACAUUCUCCAACAAGAACGAACCAAGGUGUGUGAGCACUGUUUCAGACCCGCCGCUGCCCGAGUCAGACACACACCUGGGAUCCGGACAGCUGUUCCAAGCAACACAAUGAGUGAAUCAGCAGAGGCUCUGUCCGCCAACCUGACGAGCCGGAGAAAUGUCACCAUCGAGAUCACCAACCUCACCAACAACUACUGCCUCCUGGACCCCAAGGUUUACCUGGAGAGCGGCUGCACCCACAGCCCGCCCCAGCCCACGGUGCGUCCACUGAAAACCGAGGUGUGCAACUUCACCAAGACCAGCGCCAAAGCCUGCGGUGCAGUGGGCGUCCUGACCUACGACCUGUUCGAGAGGAAGAGCAACGCCGCCAAAGAGACAGUCGCGAUAAUGUUCUCCGUGCCCUACGACUUCAGCAUGUACAAGAACUGGAUGGCAGCGGGGAUCUUCAGCCUGGGCAAGGAGUGCAACGAGGCCCUGUACAAAGAGAUGUAUUACAACAAAGAGCAGAAGGGCUUCGUGCGGCAGGAGGCCAACGGCGGGGGGAUGACGUACGAGGGCGCCAGCCUGGACGUCAAGUUGACAAUGUCCCCGAUGGGCAGGGCCAUAAUGAAGGUGGAGUUGUGGGACAAGGUCUUCUCACCCGGGAUGCACCAAAGUUACUAAUCUGGUGAUUCAGUUUUUUCACACCCGUAGUGUAGUGUUGGGAAUGUUUAACCCUUUGUACAUCUGUACCUGUACUGUACAUGUACUGUACCAUCUGUUCAUGCAAUAAAUCCACAGCGAGGCUGAUGUGACAUGA